Mustela erminea (ermine) is the source of this 3135-nucleotide messenger RNA. Its product is annotated as cytochrome P450 3A12. The record is from RefSeq and is a predicted model, not a curated record. The transcript is spliced from 14 exons. Gene Ontology annotation, biological process: oxidative demethylation; steroid metabolic process. Gene Ontology annotation, molecular function: heme binding; oxidoreductase activity, acting on paired donors, with incorporation or reduction of molecular oxygen, reduced flavin or flavoprotein as one donor, and incorporation of one atom of oxygen; iron ion binding. Bases 1244 to 2707 code for a protein of 487 amino acids. Lineage: Eukaryota; Metazoa; Chordata; Mammalia; Carnivora; Mustelidae.
AUUCGGGGUCUCUUCUGAUUCCAUACAAAUUUUUGGAUUAUUUGCUCCAGCUCUUUGAAAAUACCGGUGGAAUUUUGACUGGAAUGCAGCCACUUCUUUCUUAAUUAUCUCUUUGCAGGGCUCCAUUGUCCCAGAGAUUCCUGAGGUAUGCCACAUAAUCCAGUUUCUCAGGCCAUGCAGACACAGAACAUGGGUCAGAGAGUGGUAUUAAUGAGCAGUGUAAUUUCCAGGUAUGUUCUUAGAUCUCACAGCAGGUAUGUGGCCUGGUCACCAACAAUCCACCCAGAAAGGACACACAGGAAGCCCUGCAAUUUUACCUUUAACAACUUAACUCCACCAAUCUUUCUGGAUGCUCCUCCAAGCAUAUAGGGCUUGGCUGGGGACUAAGGACAUAAUGUUGACAAGUACUCAGACUGCACCCUUGAGAAGCUCUCUAUAUGUAAGGAAAAGAGGUGUGUAGACCAACUAUGGGACUGGAGGGUAGAAAGGAUGAUAAUAGAACUGGGACUGGAGGACAGAAAUUUCCCAGAGGAUGAAGUGUUUAUAUCUGUUCAAGGAUAUUGAGGAGGAAAGACUCUAACAUAGGGGAUUCUGUUGUAGCUCAUUUUGAAGGAUGAGUAAGGAUCCUUGUAGGGGGUAUAAGGGCAUUUCUAGGCAGAGAAAACUACAUCAGUAAAGAUAUGUAGAUCUACACUUUCUUGUUUGCAGAGUUUCAAGUAUUUAGAGGUGCAGGGAGCCAUGCUGACAAGGACAGGUUAGAGAUUUAAGGACAGUAAUUUUAAUGAGUUUCUGUAACUUUUGAGAUUACUGGAAACACUGAGUUGUUUAUUGAUUUCCCAAAGAAUAUGAACUCACAGAAGGUCAAACUUGGAGUGUCCAGGAUGCUUUGUCAGCACUCAUGGCUGGGGAGCACCUGUGGGUGUAACUCGUGUGGCCACGCUACUGGCUGUUGCUCCAGCCCUGCCCCCUUUUCAGUAUAUACAUCCCAGCCUCACUGAAUCACCGCUGGUGAGAGGGGAAGCUCCGCACCCACAAGCCAGCAAGGACUAACACACACUGCUGAACGGAAGCAGAGAGAAUUCACAGAGGAAAAGUGGCCAUGGACCUGAUCCCAAGCUUUUCCAUGGAAACCUGGCUUCUCCUGGCUAUCAGCCUGGUCCUCCUCUAUCUAAUGAGAAUCUCCCAGAUCAUGGAAGAGUCAUUUACUGAAUAAGCAUGAGUGAAUUUCCUGGAAGAAAUCAGCAUGAACCUUCCAGGAGUUCUCAAAUAUGGGACCUCCACACAUGGACUUUUUAAGAAGCUGGGAAUUCCUGGGCCCAAACCUCUGCCUUUUGUGGGAACUGCUCUGGCCUACUGUAAGGGUGUUUCUGUUUUUGACACGGAAUGUUUUAGAAAGUAUGGAAGAAUGUGGGGGAUUUAUGAUGGGCGACAACCUGUGUUGGCUAUCACGGAUCCAGACAUGAUCAAAACAGUACUAGUGAAAGAAUGUUACUCUGUCUUCACAAACCGGCGGGCUCUUGGUCCAGUGGGAUUUAUGAAAAGUGCAAUCUCUUUGUCUGAGGAUGAAGAAUGGAAGAGGAUGCGAACAUUGUUGUCCCCUACUUUCACUAGCGGAAAGCUCAAGGAGAUGUUCUCCAUCAUUGGCCAAUAUGGAGAUGUGCUCGUGAAGAAUGUGAGGAAGGAGGCUGAGAAAGGCAAGCCUAUCAACUUGAAAGACAUCUUUGGGGCCUACAGCAUGGAUGUGAUUACCAGCACAUCAUUUGGAGUGAACAUUGAUUCCCUCAACAACCCACAGGAUCCUUUUGUGGAAAAUACUAAGAAGCUCUUAAAAUUUGAUUUCCUUGAUCCAUUCUUCUUCUCAAUAAUACUGUUUCCAUUCCUUACCCCAGUUUUUGAAAUGUUAAAUAUCUGGCUAUUUCCAAAAAGAGUUACUGAUUUUUUCAAGAAAUCUAUAGAACGGAUGAAGGAAAGUCGCCUCAAAGAUAAACAAAAGCACCGAGUGGAUUUUCUUCAGCUGAUGAUUAACUCCCAGAAUUCCAAAGAAAUGGACACCCAUAAAGCUCUGUCUGAUCUGGAACUCGUGGCCCAAUCUAUUAUCUUUAUUUUUGCUGGCUAUGAGACCACUAGCACUUCUCUUUCCUUCCUUGUGUAUGAAUUGGCCACUCACCCUGAUGUCCAACAGAAACUGCAGGAGGAGAUUGAUGCGACUUUCCCCAAGAAGGCACCACCUACUUACGAUGGCCUUGUACAGAUGGAGUAUCUGGACAUGGUGUUGAAUGAAACUCUGAGAUUAUACCCAAUCGGUGGUAGACUUGAGAGGGUUUGUAAGAAAGAUGUGGAAAUCAGUGGUGUGUUUAUUCCCAAAGGGACAGUGGUGAUGGUGCCAGUCUUUACUCUUCACCGACACCAGGAUCUCUGGCCAGAGCCUGAGGAGUUCCGUCCUGAAAGGUUCAGCAAGAAGAAAAAGGACAGCAUAAAUCCUUAUACAUAUCUGCCUUUUGGAACUGGACCCCGAAACUGCAUUGGGAUGAGGUUUGCGAUCAUGAACAUGAAACUUGCCCUUGUCAGAGUCCUGCAGAACUUCUCCUUCAAACCUUGUAAAGAAACACAGAUCCCCAUGAAAUUAAAUGUUCAAGGGUUAAUUCAACCAGAAAAACCCAUUGUUCUCAAGGUUGAGCCAAGAGAUGGCAGUGUGAGUGGAGCCUGACUUUCCCUAUGGACCUCCCCUUUGUUCUUCAAGAAGCUGUAUCCCAGAUCACCAGAGACCUCAAUUUCCUUUGUGAGUAAAACCCAGAAAUGAAGAUGGCCUGCAUCUACAGCCUGUGACAGAUGACUAGGGCUUCCAUAGCUUCAUUUAGCCUUUUUGGUGUCUGUGUAGAGCAUUCUGUAUUGUGGAGAGGGAAGGAGGUGACCAGUAAGUGCCAGAGAUGUCGACUCAGCCUGUCUGGUUCACACAGACUACUCCCAGUUAGUACCAUCUGUUAUGAUCAAGAAUAAAACUUUCUCAAUAAUUUUAUCAGCCUACUUUAAUGAAAAUAAGACUUAUUGUCAUGACUAUGGUAGUAAUAUUUCUAUCACAUGUCUUCUUUUGAUCAAGAAUGAAAGUGAUCAAGAAUAAAACUUUCUCAAUAAUUU